This is a messenger RNA of Manihot esculenta (cassava), 1609 nucleotides long. RefSeq names its product transcription termination/antitermination protein NusG. The coding region runs from base 77 to 1093 and encodes 338 amino acids. The record is from RefSeq and is a predicted model, not a curated record. Lineage: Eukaryota; Viridiplantae; Streptophyta; Magnoliopsida; Malpighiales; Euphorbiaceae. Gene Ontology annotation, biological process: DNA-templated transcription elongation; transcription elongation-coupled chromatin remodeling. The transcript has 5 exons.
AAUCAAAAUAAUAAUAAUAAAAAAAGAGGUUCUUCAUCCAAAAGCAGCAUUACAGUAACUUCAUAACCACAGAAAGAUGAAGCAGGGGCUUCUUCUAUGGAGUCCUUGCCAUCACGCUCUCUCUCCUUCCUCACUCGCCUUCAUUUCCUUACCAAUCCUCAGGACCAAACCCUCUUCAUCAAUCACUGCGACUCUCGACUCCACUUAUACCCAGAAACAAGACCUAACAGCUAGAGAGAGGAGGCAACUACGGCAUGAAAGAAGAGAGAGCAAAGCCGGCUACAGCUGGAGAGAAGAAGUCGAAGAGAGGCUUAUCAAGAAGCCCAAGAAGAAGCGAACUUCUGGGUCGGAAGACCUCAAUCUUGAUAACCUAGCCGACUUGGGCCCUCAGUGGUGGGCUGUUCGAGUUUCUCGCGUCAGAGGUGACCAGACCGCCGAGCUUAUUGCUCGCUUGCUGGCCAGGAACUAUCCUGACAUGGAAUUUAAGGUUUAUGCUCCAUCUGUCAAGGUUAAGAGAAAACUGAAAAAUGGUACCUACUCAGUUAAAUCAAAGCCAAUUUUUCCUGGAUGUGUUUUUCUAUGGUGUGUAUUAAACAAAGAGAUGCAUGACUUCAUAAGAGAGUGCGAUGGAGUUGGUGGAUUUGUUGGUUCAAAGGUUGGAAAUAUGAAAAGACAAAUCAACAGACCUAGGCCAGUAUCUGUUCAGGACAUGGAAGAAAUCUUCCAACAGGCAAAAGAGGAACAAGAAAAAUCUGACCAAGCUUUUAAGGAAGAACAGCUAGGAGAGGAAGUGAUAAAUUCAGGGAAUAUUGUUGACAAUGGUAUCAUAAAAUCAGUAAAAGAUUCCAUCCAAACGAGGGGAUCUGCAAAAAUUUCUGAUCCUCUUACAAAUGGUUCACCUAGAAAAAAGACCAGCAAGCUCCCGACUAAAGGUUCAACUGUUCGGGUCAUAUCUGGGACUUUUGCAGAAUAUGAAGGCAGCCUCAGGAAAAUAAGCCGCAAGACUGGAAAGGCAACAGUGGGAUUAAUGCUCUUCGGCAAAGAGACUUUAGUGGACCUAGGUCUCCAUGAAAUUGUAGCAGAAACAAAAUAAUGUAGAUACACGGUCUCUUAAUAAAUGGCAAAUAAACAAAUUUGGCAUUGAGACACAGAUAGGAUGACAAGAUUCAUGGAUAAUCAUGGUGCUGUUCAAAUUUGAAGAACUGCAAGAACUGAAGAAUCUUGUGGAAAUAAAGCUAUUUUGUCUGAAACAGUGUCAUUUUUCAUAACUUAUCCUAAGGCCAGCAAUGCUGCAAGUCGCAGAAACAAGCAGCUGCCUCGUCUCAAGUCACUGAUUCGUAAACCCGAGUUGCUUAGUUGGAGUCCAUCACGAAGCACAGAGCUAGAGAAAUCAGAGAGAUUUGAUAGCAUGUAUGUUCACUUUCUAUCAAACUUUGUUUCAUCUCACAUUUUAAAUCAACUUUCAUGACCAGACGGACUCAAAUUGCAUUUAUUCAAAAUACUUGUUGUUUGUUUUAUUAAGGGCCUCCAGUUAAGAAUUCUCAGUUUGUUGUGUCGCCCAACUUUGAUCUUAUGUUAUUAAAAUGGAAAUCAGUUCAUUUUUUCUUCA